Messenger RNA from Trichechus manatus latirostris (Florida manatee), 1596 nucleotides. Its product is annotated as anomalous homeobox protein-like. Lineage: Eukaryota; Metazoa; Chordata; Mammalia; Sirenia; Trichechidae. The coding region runs from base 1 to 1596 and encodes 531 amino acids. Gene Ontology annotation, cellular component: nucleus; transcription regulator complex. Gene Ontology annotation, biological process: regulation of skeletal muscle cell proliferation; skeletal muscle fiber development; regulation of transcription by RNA polymerase II. The transcript has 10 exons. Gene Ontology annotation, molecular function: DNA-binding transcription factor activity, RNA polymerase II-specific; RNA polymerase II cis-regulatory region sequence-specific DNA binding. The record is from RefSeq and is a predicted model, not a curated record.
AUGCAGAGCUUCCUGACGCUGCUGAAGGAGAGCAGAGAUACCGGCCCACCCCCCGCGGAGCUGGUGGACCUUGCAGGAAGGCUGUACCGGGACCUCCGGGGUGACCUCGCCCAGGUGGAGCCCUUGGUGGAGGCCGUGCUGGGGAGCCCGCUCCGCCUGCACCUGCUGGACAGAGAGGACGUGGCUGUGGUGUGCGCGCUUGUCCUGGCCCGGCAGGAGCGGCACCAGGCAGCCUGCAAGCUCCUGGAGAGUUGUCGGGUGCUGGGGGGGAGCUUGGAGCUGGUGAAGCUCUGGAACGACAUCCACUACCGUCUGGCCAUGAGGAGGCUGGACGUGGCCACGCUGACCCCUGUGCAGAAGUUCUGCUGCAGGAAGAGGAAACCACCACCCCCCUCCCUCUGUCCCGAGGGCCUGAGGAGCCAGAAUUUCCCCAGGGAGGUUCGACAGAAGCUGCAGGACUUCGCCUCAGGCGUGAGCACCAACCCCGACAAGGCCCAGCGGGAGACCCUGUGGUCAGAGACGAGCCUCUCGGAGGAGCAGGUCUACAACCGGUUUGCCAACUAUCGUCGGAAACGAAGAGCCCUUCUCCAGCGUGUACAGCCGGCAGGGGGGACCUCAGCAGAAGGCCCUGGUGCCUGGGGGUGGGGUCCAGAGCCCCCUCAUCCCUCAGGGGACCCCCAUGCUGACCCUCAGUGUGUGGACAGGUCUCAGUGGUCAGGACAUGAGGAAAAGGGGCCUCCACGGUCCCCAGAGGCCACUCAAGGACAAUGGGCACCACUGGCCCCUGCCCUGGACCUUCCUGGAGACGAGAUGCUCUCAAGGCCACUGGCUCCCAGGUCCCUACAGGGCGGUGAGAUGCACCAGGGGGGGCCUGGCCAAGACCCUGCCACGUUCACCCCUGUCUGCCCUGGCAGCAACAUGGUGGACCUGUCCCUCGCUGCCCCAGGGUCAUGGCUGAUGUCACUUGCACUGGCGUCCUCCAGAGAAGCCUCUUUCCAGCCUGGGCAGCUGGUCCACAGCCAGGAUCUGGGCUUCAGGAUGCCCUGGUCAGACGCUGCCAUGACAGGAUUCACUGACAUGCCCACCAGGACCCGCCAGAGCAAGUAUCUGGAGGAAGGUCCAUGUAUGAGCGGUGGACACAUGGAGCUACAGCCCCCACUCCUGCCUCCAGAAUUCAUCUUUCCCCAAAGCCCCCAAGCGCCAGCGCAAGCCACAUCCUCCUUCCCCCAUCCUGUGUCCGCCGUGGAGCUGAGCCAGCCCCAGCCCUCCAGCCAGGUGCAGUGGCCUGAUGGUCAGGCCUCCAGUGAUACCUUCUGGGGAGCACAGAUGCUCUUUGAGUUUUCAGGGGGAAGCCUGGGCGGAAGUGCCUCUUGGGAGAUCGCGAGCACCCCAGGAGGAGCAGAUGUGGAUUGUCUGGCUGCUCAAGACUACAAGUUGUGGAGCUUUAUCCCCAAAUACAAGAAGGAAUCCCCAGGAUUACUUGGUGGCAGCAGCAGAUGGAGCCCUCGGGUUCCAGAAAGAGGGCCCACCAAAGUCAUCCCUGACUCAGUGGAGUCCCAGGUGGAGGCUGGUCAGGAGGACCAUGAGCAGGCUUGA